UGUUCCUGCGAUUCUUUGGAUCCACUUGGUGUUCGAGGAGCUCCAUUACUAUUAAGUCUAGUCUUUGUUUCUGAUUAUUGUUUGGACAACAUGCUUUUUGUUUCAUGAGUUCUCUUGUUGAUUUUAGGAACAUUCUCAGCCUUAUCUCCUUUGUUAUUAUUGUAAUUAUUGGUUUUGGUAAGAAGGUCUAACGGGUCAAAGAGGCAGCUAAAAGUUUGAAAUCUAAGAACUGGGAUCCUUGUGAAGUUUGGAAUUUUAUGUCUUCAAAAUCAUGCUUUCUUCACAGAAAUGGAAGUUUUCAUGGUCUCAGAUAGCUACUGUCGCUGCUGUGAUCGUUCUGGUCUCAUUGGUUCAUCUAUUCCUCGUCCCGGUGGUCCCAUCUUUCGAUUCUUUCAGCGCCCGACAAGCUCAGAAUCUUUGUGGACCGAAUCAUGGGACGGGCAAGGAGUCAAGUGAAGAGCAGAGAGACCAACUGGUGGUUGCUUUCGAUAAAAAGUUUCCUGCUGACUUACAUGGGGCUGUGGUUUAUCGUAACGCUUCCUGGAAGGCCGAGAUCGGGCAGUGGCUUUGUAGUUGUGAUGCAGUUGCCAUGGAAGUUGACAUCAUUGAACCAAUUGGUGGGCGGAAAUGCAUGAAUGGCUGCAGCAGCCAAGGUGUUUGUAACCAUGAAAUAGGAAUAUGCCGGUGUUUUCAUGGAUUUAGUGGUGAGGAUUGCUCGCAAAGAUUGCACCUAGACUGCAAUUACGAGAAAACGCCUGAGUUGCCAUAUGGGAGAUGGGUUGUCUCGAUGUGUGCAACACAUUGUGAUACCACAAGAGCAAUGUGCUUUUGUGGAGAAGGCACAAAAUAUCCGAAUCGUCCUGUUCCCGAGGCAUGUGGAUUUCAAGUGAACUCACCGAAGGAGCCCGGGGGACCCAAAAUGACCGAUUGGACGAAACCAGACCUAGAUAUUCUCACAACUAACAGCAGUCAACAUGGAUGGUGCAAUGUGGACCCAGAAGACGGGUAUGCUUCCAAGGUUCAGUUCAAAGAGGAAUGUGACUGCAAAUAUGAUUGCCUCUGGGGUCGUUUCUGUGAAGUGCCUGUACAGUGCACCUGUGUUAACCAGUGCUCGGGUCACGGCCACUGCCGUGGUGGAUUCUGUCAGUGCGAGAAAGGCUGGUUUGGCACAGAUUGUAGUAUCCCGUCUGUUCUCUCGACGGUUGGAGAGUGGCCCCAGUGGCUCCGACCUGCACGGCUUGAAGUUCCAAGUGGUACACCUGUCCCUGGGAAUCUCUCUAAUCUUAGUGCCGCGGUGAAAAAGAAGAGGCCUCUUAUAUACGUUUAUGAUCUUCCACCGGACUUCAACAGUUUGCUUCUUGAGGGUCGGCAUUAUAAGCUCCAGUGUGUUAACAGAAUCUACGAUGACAGGAAUGCAACUAUAUGGACGGACUAUCUAUAUGGUUCACAGAUGGCGUUCUAUGAGAAUGUUUUGGCCACCUCCCACCGCACGUUGAAUGGCGAAGAGGCAGAUUUUUUCUUUGUUCCUGUUCUUGAUUCGUGUAUUAUAACUCUUGCUGAUGAGGCGCCUCACCUUAGCAUGCAGGACUAUAGCAGAUUGAGAAGCUCGCUUACCUUGGAGUUCUACAAAAGGGCUUAUGAUCACAUCGUUGAGAAAUAUCCUUACUGGAACCGCUCAUCCGGGAGAGAUCAUAUCUGGUUUUUUUCGUGGGAUGAAGGUGCAUGCUAUGCUCCGAAAGAGAUAUGGAACAGCAUGAUGCUAGUUCACUGGGGCAACACGAACUCGAAGCACAACCACUCGACAACAGCCUACUGGGCCGAUAACUGGGACACCAUUUCUCCCGAUAGAAGAGGCAAUCAUCCGUGCUUUGACCCUGCCAAAGAUCUCGUGAUUCCUGCCUGGAAGGUUCCCGAUCCUUUUUCGAUGCGUGCCAACUACUGGGCUCGAUCCUGGGAGGAGCGCAGAACAUUGUUUUACUUCAAUGGGAAUCUCGGACCCGCUUACGAGCAUGGAAGGCCAGAAGAUUCGUAUAGCAUGGGAAUCAGACAAAAGCUGGCAGAAGAGUUUGGUUCGAUCCCGAACAAGGACGGCAAGCUCGGGAAACAGCAUGCAGAUGACGUGAUUGUCACUCCAUUACGUUCGAGCAAUUACCACAACGACUUGGCCACUUCCAUCUUCUGUGGUGUGUUCCCUGGUGAUGGAUGGAGUGGUCGGAUGGAAGACAGCAUCUUGCAGGGUUGUGUCCCUGUUAUCAUUCAGGACGGAAUCUACCUCCCGUACGAGAAUUUACUCAACUAUGACAGCUUUGCAGUUCGUGUGGACGAAGAUGACAUCCCGAAGCUUAUCAAGAUUCUCCGAGGAUUCAACGAAACGGAGAUACAGUUCAAGCUAGCUAAUGUAAAGAAGGUCUGGCAAAGGUUCUUAUAUCGAGAAUCCAUCAUGCUCGAAGCCGAGAGACAGAAAGCUGCUUUGGGCCACGAGGACGAGUGGGCGGUUCAGUAUUCCCGGCUUAAGGAAGACGACAUCUUUGCCACAGUCAUACAGAUUCUACACUACAAGCUACACAACGAUCCAUGGAGAGAACAACUCACGAAUCCGAGGAAAGACUACGGAUUGCCUCGAGAAUGUCUGGUAAGAACCAGCUGAUUGUGUCGUCCUCUCAACCUCAAGAUCAAAGUUCAAGUAAAUACAUCAAAGAGCUACACAAGCAUGUAUACUUACACAGGUCGGAUACGUACUGCUAGGCGUACAAAUACACGCAUACGCAUAUACAUACACACACACUGCACAAAUGUAUUGUUUUGUUUCUGUCCGUGCUUCGUUUUCCUCGUGGUAUUUUAUCUUUCAUUAGAUGGCAUAUUCAUCUGCAUUCUUGGGGAUAGAGAGGGUCAUUCUUGUUUACAGAAAAGUUGGAAGCUUUAGGUUGUUGAAUCGGUUCUUUCCACUUGCUUGUUCGGCUCUGUAAUUGUACCAUCCCUUUUCCGGUUUAGCUUGGUUUAAUCAAACCGGACGCUAUAAAACGCCAAUGGGUUUCACCCCUGUAUCCCACAA
Molecule: messenger RNA, 3052 nt
Organism: Tarenaya hassleriana
Lineage: Eukaryota; Viridiplantae; Streptophyta; Magnoliopsida; Brassicales; Cleomaceae
Exons: 16
Coding region: 272-2647 (791 amino acids)
Molecular function (GO): glycosyltransferase activity
Source: RefSeq, a predicted model, not a curated record